AUGAAGCUCUCAGCUGGAUGCAGAACAAGCUCAACGUCAGACAGGAAGAGUCUACUUGUAAAGCCAAUGCAAUUUCAGCAACCCUUAACUAGAACACGAGUUUUGUUGAGAGUAUACCAAAUCGAUGCAGAUGUUCAUGAACUUCAUAUCGUCUCUUGCAUUGGCGAAUUUAAUGUCUUGUUAAACCUUAAUGGUUCAGAUCAGGUGAAACUAGAACCACCGGACUGGCCGGAUGGAUUACUUGCAAUUGGGACUUUCGGGAGAAGUGAUUUCAGGGGUAGCAGGGAAAACCACAAUCGCCAAGAGAAAUCAUUUUCAUCCGAAGAUUUGUUGGAUUUUACUCCAGAGGAAGUUGGAAACCUACAGAUAGAGCAAACCAAGCUUUUGUACCUUAAAUCAAGCAGCGAAACAGACAAACAUGUCAUGGACCUCCUGCUGGAUAGAUUCCUCAGCUGUCCCUCGAGCUUGGAGGUGGACCUCAGAAUCAGCAGUUCGCUUCACAGUGAUUUAGAUGACUAUGAUGAUGAAGAGAUCGAUAUUGAGCGGACCAUCAGUGUGAUACUUCGUAGAUGCGAGGAAAUGUGCGCAAAUAGUAACAAGAAGGCAAGUGGUUAAAAGUCAUCAUCUUUCCUUAUAAAGAAGAAAUUUGUCAGCAGAAGUGGAUUUAUGCCAGCACCCAGUUUGAGAGGUACACUUCAAGAAUCAAGGAUGGAGAAGGUCUGUCCUUUAAUCAAUACUUAAAAGUUUCUGCAUCAAAACCAUGAAUUGAACUUUACGGUCAUUAGAAAUUCAUGGAUUAUAGAUAAUGUAACACUCUCUAGUCUUUGUCACAACUUCGCACGCCAGAUGGUGUAGCGUUUACCUACCAAAACAUAACCUCUCCUACUCAAGGUCCAAUUUCAUAUUUGUCUAAGUUGCCAUUUAAGUUGGCUUCUAGAUGUGAUACUUAGUAAGAGAUUCUU
Messenger RNA from Syzygium oleosum, 962 nucleotides. RefSeq names its product protein DEEPER ROOTING 1-like. Gene Ontology annotation, biological process: regulation of growth; gravitropism. The record is from RefSeq and is a predicted model, not a curated record. The transcript has 3 exons. Bases 1 to 615 code for a protein of 204 amino acids. NCBI's taxonomy places the organism in Eukaryota, Viridiplantae, Streptophyta, Magnoliopsida, Myrtales, Myrtaceae.